Molecule: messenger RNA, 2467 nt
Organism: Cloeon dipterum
Lineage: Eukaryota; Metazoa; Arthropoda; Insecta; Ephemeroptera; Baetidae
Exons: 10
Coding region: 486-1931 (481 amino acids)
Molecular function (GO): CoA-ligase activity
Source: RefSeq, a predicted model, not a curated record
UCCGUUUUAUUUACCUUUGAUUGUGAACUAAUCUAUAGUGUAGGUUUCGCGUGCUGCUUGUGCUGCAAACGUAAUAAAUAAUGCAUAAGAAUUGUUGGGUAUAGUUCUAACCGUCAGUAAAACAAACGUGCCCAACAAACUUGAGUUGACAUUUCUAAAUAAAUUACCACCAAAUUUGAACUAUAUAAAGCAACUUGCCUUAGCUGAUCAAUUAGACGAAGUAGCGACUCUCGCCAUGAGUGUUAUUGAAUCACCAGUCGAAGGAGAUAUCUCUGAAAUCCCACUUAUUCCUUUGGCGGAAUUGCUAUUUUCAAAACUCGAAGAAAACUUGGAGAAAUGGAAAGAUCGCACUUGGAUGGUGACGCAGGGCAAAAUUUAGGGGUGCUUCACUCUUUCUAAACUCGGUAUUUCAGGUCGACGUCAAUUCAGGCACGACGGUGACGUUUCACGACGCAUACGAAAAGAGCAAAUGCGUGGCUAAUGUCAUGGCCCGACUGGGCUUCAAGCAGGGCGACGUUUUGUACUACGUGACGUACGAAAUGGCCCAGCUCUUCGUCCUGCACUUGGCCACCUGGCUGCUCGGGGGUGCAGUCAGGGGAUGCUACCAGGGAGAGUCCGCAGAAGUAUACGCGCGACAGAUCAACGAGAGCAAAGCGCGGAUAGUGGUUGUCGACUUCGACACCGCCCCAGUGAUGAAAAGAGCAAUCGAAUCUCUGGACUGGGAGGUGCAGCUUUUUUACGUAGGCCGCACCCCCGUGGAAAACGCUGUAGGGUUUGAAACCAUUGCAAUGGACACUGACGAUUCUGCGAUGCCGGAGUUUUUGGAAAUCGAUCCUAAGGAGGAGGUGGUCGCGAUUCCUUCAACCAGCGGAAGCACAGGAACGCCGAAAGGCGUCCUCCACACUCACUACUCAGCAGUGUCCCAGCUCGUCAUGUUUUCAAAAUUCGACUACAUGCGAGAAGACACACGUGCCAUGGCCCUGAUGACAAACUACGCCGUCGGAAAUUUUUUGCUGACGUUGAACGCUUUGUAUUCAGGCGCGACGAUUUACAACAUUGGCAAAUUCAGCUACGAUAUUUAUUUCGAUUUGAUUCUGCAAUACAAGCCCAACUUCAUCAUGUUUUAUCCUUUCGUUGCGAGCUGGUUCGCCAAAAGCAGGCAAAUUUCUGAGCUGGAUUUGGGGUUUAUUGAGAAGAUUUUUAUCGCCGCCUGGGUCUUGGACCCUACUACCGCGGAUACGCUCCACCAGAAGCUCCCUAAAGCGAAAAUAACUCAACUCUAUGGCAUGACCGAAGUUAUCGGCGUUUCGGCUUCAGAUUUGCUUGACGGUGCUGAUUGUGAAAUCAAACCACUAACGGUUAUAGAAAAUGAAGGUGAACUUUGCGUGGCUUCGGGGCACCUUUUGCCUUUUGUGAAAGCGAAGAUUGUCGACUUGAGCACUGGGAGAAUUCUCCCAAAAGGAGAGCGAGGGGAAAUAGUUUUAUCAACACCGUCUGCAAUGAAAGGAUACCUAAUAGAUGGAGAAGUGCAGCUCCGUGAAAAUGAAUGGUUUCAUACCGGCGACUUGGGAUUUUUCGACGACGAAGAAAACAUCUACGUCAUUGAAAGGAUGACGUUUAUGUUCAAAUACCUCUCUCUAUUUGUAUCGCCGAGUGAAAUAGAAUCUGUCUUGUGCGAGCACCCAUCCAUCCAGGCUGCAGGUGUUACCGGAAUCCCCGAUCCAGAGGUCACAACCUGCGCCAGGGCCUACGUGGUUACCAAACCGGGCAUGCAGCUGACCGAGGACGAAGCGUGUGCUUUUGUGGCGGAAAAGUUGCCAGAGUAUAAGCACUUGCACGGUGGCGUCAGGUUCCUGGAGAAACUGCCGGUUAACAAGGGUGGAAAAUUAGACAGGGGGAAAUUGAAGGAGAUCGCGUCAGCAGAAAAUUGAAAACUGGCAGAAAAUCUAGUAAUAAAUAGGAUUGAAGCUGUUUCAAACUGAGAACUGUUUAGUAUGAUGUAUAUUUUGCUUGAUAUAUUGAUAUAGCAAUUUGGGCAGAUAUUUAAUUUCGAGUAUGUUAUGAAUUUUUGUCUGCCAAUAAAAAGAUUAAAACAAUGGGAAUAAAGAUUUCUUUUCUUUGCAAUUGCCGUUUAGACUUUACUAUUUUGCCUCGCAGAAUGAUGCAAUAAGUGCAAUGCAAAAACGUGUCAACAGUUUCCCCUUCCCCAUUUAAAUAGAGGUAAGUGAAAAACAACACAAGUGCAUUAGAUUGCAUAGGGCAGGUUGUAUAUAACUCAGAGGGUCAGUCUAUUUGCGUGUCAUACAUUAUUUUCAACUCGACUGCAGCUACCCCAACUUUACAAGAUAUCCUGCAUAGUUUACGACCUGAGUUUAAGAGUAUGUGAACUAAAUUUUACUUGCUUAAUUGAUAAAAAGUAGCGACAAGAGAAUAUUACAAGUUUUGAAUGGAUUUAUAACAAUUUAAA